AUGGGGAAGAAAGGCCGGGGCAAGAAAACCCGAAAGGGGUCCAAGCCCAAGGGCCACACGGCCGCUGGCGUUGCUGAGCCCACAGCCACACAUCAACAUGCGCCUCCAAACGCGUGGCUUCCGUCUCUGCUCAAUAUUGAUCUGGAACAGCAGCUGCCCAAGCUGCUCGAUCCCGUCUUGCUCUCGGCCAUGCACGAGAACCCGGCCAAAUACCUCAAUAGUAUACCCCGACAGGUCGAGGUUGUGCAAGUGCCUGUGCGCGACAUUCAUCGCCUGCUUCUAGAGGCGGCAGGCAUCUCACAUGAGACCUAUGAACGGGCACUCCUCGACUCGGCUGAAGCCGAAGAUUCUUUGCGUGACAUGGUGCAAGCCGUGGCACAACAAAUACAAGACGGUGGUGCGGACCACUCGGGGCCUGCCGUAGACCCUUUGGCCGCAGCAACAGCAUCAGCAUCUGCAGCCAUGGGCACAAGCUCUGCCUCGAGUGUUGCUCCAGAUGCGGCCACUGCAGCCACUGCUGCUGAUGUUGUGGAGGCUGACGCUUCCAGCACGGGCGUUGACAAGAGCACGCAUAUCACCGCAUCCCACGUGUUGAACCUCCCCUCCAUGGAUUCGUUGACCUUGUCGGAACCCUUGUCCGAAUUGCGAAAACGCAGCCACACGUUGGAUCCACCAGAUGACGUCCUCGAACAGUUGGACGAGCCUUACGCUCCGGAGACACCACAAAUGCCCGACCUCUUCAACGAUGCCGAUUACCUGUACUUGGUGCUGCCUCGCCAAACCUCAAUGACUUAUGGUACCAUUGAAGACCAAACUGAUCUCAUUGUCAACUGGCUCUAUCGCUCGCCAGAAACCACCAACGAGUAUCGAUGGCGCCAAAUCUGCCCGGGGCUCAAGGCCAUUCACAAGCGCAUCCUAACCCUGGCUCCUUUGAUUGAGGCAAAAGAAAAGGUGCUGAGCGUGCGCGCCGAAUUCACCGUGAUGCUUCACGGCAAAUUCCGGCAGUUGAAUGCCGUGAGCGACCCGCAGCGCCACCAGCGCCGGCUUGAGUUUGUCGAGGUCAUGUGCCUGUGGGUAGUUGUGGACCAGUAUCUUGAGAUUACCGAUCGUCGCAUCAACGUGUUCAACAAGGAUCUGGAGUCUGUCAGUACCCUGGCCAGACGCAUGCAGGAUAGCAUCAGCGAAAUGUCCAGCCAAAUCACACAGCACGAAAAGGAUUUGGAGAGCAUCGAUGUGAUGGAACUCAAGGCCUUGCAAAUGCAAAUCAAUCUUUUACAGGAGGGCCAGCGCUCGAAAAAGGCCGUACCGCCCCUGCAGGGUGCCCUCUAUCAGCAGCGCAAGGACAAUCUGGCCGCUAAAAUUAAGGCAUGUCGGGGCAAGAUUCGCACACUCCGUGACAAAUAUCAGCGGACCUUGCGAAUCCUAGUGCGCACACGGCAAAAGCUGAGCGCGCAAGAAGACAUGAAGCAGCGCCUCCUUCAAUUGCAGGCGCAAUGCCAGGUCAUGAUGCGCGAAAACCCGGAGGGCGCCCAGCUGCAGCAGCAGCUUUUCGAGGCGCAUCAGCAAGGUAGGGCUCAACUCGAGCGUGCCAACGUUCAGGCCGCUGCCAAGGAGCAGGCACUGGUCGACUCGGUUUGGCAAGCUUUGGCCAAGUGUGAGGCUGCUGAUGCUUCUGCUGGCUCGACGACCUCAAAAUCAGCUGCGGAAGCGGCUGCCCCGCCCAGACCGGCAGCGGCAAGCAGCAAUGAUUCCCAAUUUCCUGCAGAUGUGGCAGCGGCCAUGAGUGAAAUGCUGUCCGCCGCCCAGGUCGAGGCCCAAGCUCAGGCCGUUUUGGAUCAAGCUGCAGCAGUGGCCGCCGCCGCCGCCGCGGAGCAGUCGUCCCGCUUGUCAAUUUUUGAGAAAAUGGACUUGCGCCCCAUUGCCAUGUUUGAGAAGCAGGAAUCCGACGACCUGGACCGUCUUUUGGAAGAACAUGCGGCCAAGAUUGAGGAGCGCUCUCAGCUCUUUGACCUCUUGCGCGAAGCCGCGUACUCAGAUCCCAUUCUGCGCGUCGUGCGGCGAUGCCUCAAAGCCCGCAUUGAGGAGGUGGUGAAGAUUUGUCGCAUCGCAGACAUUCGCCAAAAGCUCAUGCUUGAGCGCGCGCUGGCUGAGCGCUCUCGCGCCGUGGCCGAGGAUCUUUUGCGCCAAGAGGAAGAGGCGCGUAUGCGCGAGCGCGAUCGGUUGGAAGCCAAGGCCGAGGCUGCCCGCAAGCGCGUGGAAGAGAAGCAGCAGGCUGAACAACGUGCGCGCCAACAGCUGGAGGACCUGGAUCGCCGCAUUCGGCAGCAACAACAGGAAGCCGAGGAGCAACGCAAAGAACAGGAGCGCGAGGCUCUACGAAAGCGCGAGGCAGCCAUUCUUGAACAAGAGGAGGAGGCUCGGCGUCUCUUUGAGGAGCAGCGCCGGCUUGAGCUUGAGACACACGCUGCCCAAGUGGCCAGCACCACUGCAACUGAAGAUGUCGCAGCAAGCGAGGUGGUGGCGCCGGAUUCGGCUUCAGAUAGGGUCCAUGCCAUCAAAGCGAGCGACUCUUCCGUCCCAGAAGGGCCAGAGGCCCCCAACUUAGAGGUCGGGGAAGCAGAAGCCGCGGCUUCCUCCGAAGGUCGCGUUAGCAAAUCGAAACGGCGUCGCGCAAACCGACGCAAGCAACGGCAACAAGAGCGCGCAGCUGCAGUUGCGGGUGCUCGUGCUGGGGAUGCUCGUGCUGAGAAUGCUCGUGCUGAGGAUGCUCGUGCUAUCUCUGAGCCUAACCCAUCAGCGUCAGCACCCAUACCCGCCUCUUUGCCUGCGCCCGAAGCCCUCUCCCUGCCCCCUUUGAAGACUGGGCCAGAGGUGGCGGCUGCGUCGUCCCACGAGCUCAACCCAAGGCCCGCACCAGAACCUGCUGCUGCUGAUAUUGCUUCCGGGACUCAGAUGCAAGUCAAGCCCGUGAAGGCCAGUAAUCCCGUGGCGGCGUCACUCGCCUUUCCGACUCUUGUGCCCACACCGACAGCCGUCUCACUUCCGCCUCAUUCCGCAACCUCGGCGAGAGGGUUACCUACGAGCACACCGACCAGUGACAGUCACCAGGCUUUCUUGAAUUCCCCAUCUAUUUUUGGCACGAGCCAAAUGGGUGCAAAUCCACCUGGAUUUGCAGCCGUAUCACCAGCUUUGUCCGCCGAGGUUUGGGGAGGUGAUGGGUUCGAGAGCAGCUCUGAUCGCUUGAUGCCCUUUGGUAGCGAAGUGGGCUUUGGAAGUUUUGGCAGUGCGCCAAGUUCAAGCUUGGGGUUUGACCCCGGCAUGGAUCAUUGGUCCUCCAUGUUGGACGAGCGUGCUCCCGAGUUUGUGCCCAAAGCGCAAUUCACUUCCUUACCCCCUUCCGCAGCUCCGGGCGUGGCAAGCAACGGGCGCAGCAGUGCCGGGGCUGGGGCGUUUGCUUCACCGUGGGGAUUGGAGCGCCCGGUGGGUGAGCCAGCCAUGUCAGCUUAUGGAGCUGGUGCCGGGGCGGCAACGGCUGCGGCUGCGGCAACAUGGUCCACCCCGACGUAUGACGGCUUUGGAGCCAUUGCAGGAGCUUCUGGCUUGGCUUACCCCGGUGGCCUGGAUGCCGACGAUCCUUCUUCUUAUGACUUGGAGAUGGAGAAGGAAGCAGCACGCGUUCUCGACUCAUGA
Molecule: messenger RNA, 3690 nt
Organism: Monosiga brevicollis MX1
Lineage: Eukaryota; Choanoflagellata; Craspedida; Salpingoecidae
Exons: 9
Coding region: 1-3690 (1229 amino acids)
Source: RefSeq, a predicted model, not a curated record